AUGAAUGCUUGGUGCUCUUGCUUGGUCUUCAUCUUCCUACUUUCGGCGAGACACAUAGCGAGCGGCGCGGUUAACAAUAUUACCACAUCGAAGCCGCUCUUUCAGAACCAAACUCUCGUCUCCUCAGGCCAAAUCUUCGAGCUUGGGUUCUUCAUGCCGAAUGGGUCGGAAAACCAUUAUGUUGGCAUAUGGUACAAGAACUUGACGCCUUCUAAAAUCGUGUGGGUGGCCAAUAGGGAUUCGCCACUCACGUCCGCAGAUCAGUCUGCGAAAUUAACGAUAGGCAGUGAUGGGAAUUUGAAGCUCGUGGAUGGACAACAGAACAUAGUUUGGUCCACCAAUGUUUCUGUCCAGUCAAAUUAUACAGCAGCAAUGCUUUUAGAUGGUGGAAAAUUUGUUCUUCAUGACAGUAAUUCUAUUGAAGUAUGGGCAAGCUUUGAUGAUCCAACUGAUACAAUUCUACCACACAUGAAGAUAGGACUAAACACUAGAACCGGAGAGAGACGGGUUUUAGUUUCCUGGAAAAACAACAACGAUCCAUCAUCGGGAAAUUUCGCCACUAGGAUUACGUCGGAGACUCCGCCGCAACUUUUCACUUGGAAUGGCUCCACCCCUUACUGGAGAAGUGGACCAUGGGAUAAAUCAACAUUCAGCGGCAUACCAGAAAUGCAAUCCUCAUACUCUAGCUCGUUCACUCUCCAGCAAGAUCCUAAGCAGGGAACCACCUAUUUCUCUGCCGAUACUGAUAACAACUCUUUUCUUGCUUAUGCCUUCAUUUCACCCGAGGAAUUCUAG
This is a messenger RNA of Eucalyptus grandis, 795 nucleotides long. RefSeq names its product G-type lectin S-receptor-like serine/threonine-protein kinase SD1-29. Bases 1 to 795 code for a protein of 264 amino acids. The transcript has a single exon. The record is from RefSeq and is a predicted model, not a curated record. Gene Ontology annotation, biological process: recognition of pollen. NCBI's taxonomy places the organism in Eukaryota, Viridiplantae, Streptophyta, Magnoliopsida, Myrtales, Myrtaceae.